AUCUCCCUGAAGGAAAUCCACACAGGAUUAUAAAAUCACAUGAAAAAGAAACAGAAGUCUGGUGUCAGUGAUGUAUACAGCAGUAUUACACAAAUCUGUCAGAGUGUCUGGGGUUAGUGGGUGUUAUUACAUUACCCAGGUGUCAACAGACCGGGUCUGGAUCAGUGAUAAUGAAGGCAAUCUCAUCUUAACAAACACGAGAGGUGUUACACUAGAUAAAGUGACAGGUUUAUAUCAAUAUGGUUAUGGAGUACAUACUGUGACUCGGGAUAGUGCUGUGAUUUAUAUAGACAGUGACCGUAACAUCAUAAAACGAUCUAAAGAUAAAGAAAAGACCAAAGUGAUACCAUACACAUCACCAUGGGAACCACACAGUGUCUACAGCUCCCCCUCCACUGGACACUUGCUGGUCGGGAUGUAUAAUACUGAUACAUAUACAGGCCAGGUAAACCGUUACACCAACACUGGAGAACACAUACAGACCAUACAGCACGACAACACAGGUCAGGGACUGUAUGAAUAUCCUGGAUACAUCACAGAGAACCGCAAUGGAGAUGUUAUUGUGUCUGACUUUUACCGUGAUGCUGUAGUGGUGACAGACAGUACAGGGAGACAUCGCUUCUCCUACACAGGUCAUCCAUCAGGAUCAGGACUAGAUCCACGUGGAAUCUGUACUGACGCGCUGUCACACAUCCUGGUGUGUGAUGUUAGAACCGACACAGUACAUAUCAUUGACCAGGACGGUAACUACGUGACAAUGUUAGGGAGAGAACAACACGGGAUAUACAAACCAUACGGCCUGAGUUAUGAUUGUGAUACACAGCUUCUCUGGGUUGGAUCAUGGGGCAACAACAAAGUAAACAUUUACAGACUUAUCAAUGAAGGGGACAAUCUGACUGAUAAAGUGGAUGAGUUAAAAACGUUCUUGAGAAAGGAGAAGACAACCGUGUCCCAUGCCAGAGGAAUACUUGUUGGAUGUGCUGAGGCUGGAAAAACAACGCUACUGAAGAGAUUAAGAGGGCAAAGUCAGAAUGAUGGUGAAGUUACAGAGUCCACCAGGGGACUGGAAGUCCAUCAACAUCUUUUCAUUGUAAAAGACAGAAAGUUAGAAG
This is a messenger RNA of Saccostrea cuccullata (small rock oyster), 1112 nucleotides long. RefSeq lists its product as uncharacterized. NCBI's taxonomy places the organism in Eukaryota, Metazoa, Mollusca, Bivalvia, Ostreida, Ostreidae. The annotation marks the transcript as partial. The transcript has 2 exons. Gene Ontology annotation, cellular component: extracellular region. The record is from RefSeq and is a predicted model, not a curated record.